ACCUAAUCCACCGACGGAGCCUAUAUAUUCCCGAGAGGAAGAGAGUGUUGUCCUACUUUUUGCUAUCUUCUUAUUUUUACGCGCUUUACACAAUAGAAGAAACUCUCUCUCUUUCGACUCUCGUCUGAAUUAGGGUUUCGUUUUUGUUCGUCAAAGAUCGUUUCAAUUAAGGUUUCGUUUUUGAUCGUGAAAGAAAGAUGGUGAAGAAGGGAGGUACAAAGAGGAAGCCUGUGAUGACGAAGAUCACAAACAAAGCUUCGCGCGCUACUACUUUCACCAAACGCAGAGACGGUCUCUACAGCAAAGCCGCUCAGCUUUGUGUUGUCUCCGACGCUCAAAUCGUUAUCCUUGCGACACCAUCUUCUUCAAACUCCAACGUUCCUUUCUUCUCGUUCGGUCACUCCUCCGUUGACUCCGUGGUCUCCGCUUAUCUCUCCGGACAGAGACUUGCUCCUGUUUCAACGUGUGAUAAUACCAAAGCGACGAGAGAAGACCUAGGUAUCUGUAUGGCUCGCAAGGACCUAGGGUUAGGGUUUUGGUGGGACGAUGAGAAGCUCGUCAACUCGAAUGAUCCGGAAAAGCUUAUGGAAGCGAUGGAAUCUAUGAAAGUACUAUACAGCCGUCUCAAGGAAUUGGAAGAUCAAACCCUAACAACAACAACAAGGAUCGACGACGAGGACAUGGUUGAGAUUUCACAUGAGUCGGAUGAAUGGAGCGAGAUGGAUCUUCAUAAACUCCUCCAAGAUUGUGAUUGUGAAGAAGAGGAUCAGAGUGUAACUGAUAAAACCUGCAACAACAGCAACUCUGUAUCAUCUGCAGCUGAAAGAAGCUGGGAAGAAGUGGCGAUAGAUCUUGAUUUGGAUACUAUCAUUACCUAUGAUGAUUUACCAGAGCUUCCACCUGUUGUUGUUAGCAACACUGAAAAAGAAGAAGAAGAAGAGGAUGAGAACGUAUCUGAGAAAACCUGCAACAACAACAACAACAACAACUCUGUAUCAUCAUUACCAGCUGCAGCUGAAAAAAGCUUGGAAGAAGCGACGAUGGCUCUUGAUUUCGAUAGUAUUUUUGAAGGUCUGAUGUCCUAUGAUGAUGUGGAUCUCUCCUGGUCUGAUGACUUAUUGUUCAUGUAAUUUUUAGGAGAGUAUACGUUCGGUCUGGUCUCGAUCAGUUUUUCUCACAUGAUAGAAAAUUGAUCGAACUCAUACCGGUUUAUUUGGUUUGUAUAUCUGAUGUCUUAAUCAAGUGUAAUAAAAUGUUUAACAAGCAAGUAAAAUUUGAGUUUGUGUA
Raphanus sativus (radish) is the source of this 1287-nucleotide messenger RNA. RefSeq names its product agamous-like MADS-box protein AGL97. The record is from RefSeq and is a predicted model, not a curated record. The coding region runs from base 198 to 1130 and encodes 310 amino acids. The transcript has a single exon. Gene Ontology annotation, molecular function: RNA polymerase II cis-regulatory region sequence-specific DNA binding; protein dimerization activity; DNA-binding transcription factor activity, RNA polymerase II-specific. Gene Ontology annotation, biological process: positive regulation of transcription by RNA polymerase II. NCBI's taxonomy places the organism in Eukaryota, Viridiplantae, Streptophyta, Magnoliopsida, Brassicales, Brassicaceae.